Messenger RNA from Solanum pennellii, 2421 nucleotides. RefSeq names its product kelch domain-containing protein 4. Lineage: Eukaryota; Viridiplantae; Streptophyta; Magnoliopsida; Solanales; Solanaceae. The transcript is spliced from 20 exons. The coding region runs from base 1 to 2031 and encodes 676 amino acids. Gene Ontology annotation, molecular function: protein binding. The record is from RefSeq and is a predicted model, not a curated record.
AUGGGAAAGAAAACAAAGAAACCAGGCAAAGGUAAAGAGAAAACAGAGAAGAAAACAGCUAAAGCAGAAGAGAAAAGAGCCCGUAGAGAAUCAAAGAAGCUCUCCCCAGAAGACGACAUCGAUGCUAUACUGCUGAACAUACAAAAAGAGGAAGCUAAGAAGAAGGAAAUUCAUGUUGAAGAGAAUGUCCCUGCACCUUCUCCUCGAUCCAAUUGUUCGUUGAGCAUUAAUCCAUUGAAGGAGACUGAAUUAGUUCUCUAUGGUGGUGAAUUUUACAAUGGCAGCAAGACAUUUGUAUAUGGCGAUCUCUACCGGUAUGACGUGGAAAAGCAAGAGUGGAAGUUGAUUUCAAGCCCCAACAGUCCACCUCCUCGCAGUGCACACCAAGCAGUUGCUUGGAAAAAUUAUCUUUAUAUUUUUGGUGGUGAAUUUACAUCUCCUAAUCAGGAGCGAUUCCACCAUUACAAGGACUUUUGGGCGUUGGACUUGAAAACAAACCAAUGGGAGCAGCUAAAUUAUAAAGGGUGUCCUAGUCCACGUUCAGGUCAUCGCAUGAUUUUGUACAAGCACAAGAUUAUAGUUUUUGGAGGCUUCUAUGACACUCUUCGGGAAGUCAGGUAUUACAAUGACCUGCAUGUAUUUGAUCUUGAUCAGUAUAAGUGGCAAGAAAUAAAACCUACACCUGGAUGCAUGUGGCCAAGUGCUCGAAGUGGUUUCCAGUUUUUUGUCUAUCAAGAUGAGAUAUAUCUGUAUGGUGGUUAUUCCAAAGAAGUAUCAUCUGAUAAAAGUGGCUCAGAGAAGGGAAAUGUUCACUCAGACAUGUGGUCGCUUGAUCCUAAGACAUGGGAAUGGAACAAGGUUAAAAAAAGUGGCAUGCCUCCCGGUGCUCGUGCUGGCUUCUCUAUGUGCAUUCAUAAAAAGCGGGCUAUACUAUUUGGAGGUGUCGUGGAUAUGGAAAUGGAAGGUGAUGUUAUGAUGAGCUUGUUUCUGAAUGAACUUUAUGGCUUCCAAUUAGACACUCAUCGCUGGUAUCCAUUGGAGCUGCGGAAGGAGAAAUCUACAAAACCUAAGCAAAAACAAGUUUUAGAUGAGCAAGUUGAGAGCAUGGAUCUUGAUAGUAAGAUAAGUCCAAUGGAAGUUGAUGCAGACGAUGAAGAUGAGGACCUCGAUUACGAAGAAGAUACCAGCACAAAAAGCAAUAUCAAAAAAAUGUCUUUGAACAUGAAAAGGAAUGUGACUAUUGACGAUGGCAAUGAAGCUUCUAGAUCUGAGACUAGCUCUAGAUCUUCAGCCGUGCAACAUUCAGCUUCAUCGGAUGUAGUGAAGCCCUGUGGACGUAUAAAUUCAUGCAUGGCUGUGGCUAAAGAUACCUUAUAUAUCUAUGGUGGGAUGAUGGAAAUUAGAGACCAAGAACUUACUCUUGAUGAUUUGUAUGUUCUUAAUCUCAGUAAACUGGAUGAAUGGAAAUGCAUUAUCCCGGCAUCUGAGUCUGAGUGGGUUGAAGCAUCAGAUAAUGAAGAUGAUGAGGAUGAAGAUGAAGAUGACAGUGAUAAUGAAGAAUGUGAGAGUGGUGAUGAUAGUGACGAGGAGACUGAUGAGGAAGAUGAUGCUGAGGCUAAUAAUGGUGCAUCAACAUCACUUGAAACUGGAGAUGCUGUUGCCAUAAUCAGAGGUGAAGGGAAAACACUGAGAAGGAAGGAGAAACGAGCCAGAAUUGAGCAAAUCAGAGCCAGUCUUGGUCUCUCUGAUGCACAAAGAACACCAGUGCCGGGGGAGUCUCUGAAGGAUUUCUACAAAAGAACAAAUAUGUACUGGCAAAUGGCAGCAUAUGAACACACACAGCAUACGGGAAAGGAGCUGCGUAAGGAUGGUUUUGAUCUUGCUGAAUGUCGAUACAAAGAGCUCAAACCUAUCCUUGAUGAGUUGGCCAUUCUAGAGGCAGAGCAGAAGGCGGAAGAGGCAGAGGGACCUGAAAAGAGUAGUGCAAAGAUGAGAGGAAACAAGAAAACCAAAAAUGUAGCAUUCAAGUAAUCAGGACCUUAAUUAUGCCUCAUCUCCUAAUACAGGUAAACACAUUGAAAUGGCGAUGUCCAAAACAGGGUUGUAGGAAAUGUUUUCUUGUUGUUUGCCAAAAAGAUGUGAGAGUCGAUACGUAUUAAGUCAAGUAGCGGAUUUCCCAGCGAGAAUUUAAACUAUAGACCAACUUCGGCUUGUCUAGUGAUUGUUAUAUAUAUUUUCGCCACUGGUAGUUUUGAUAUGGCUAGCAAGUUGCUUGCAUACGAAUAUGAUACAAUGUUUUGUAGUCUCAGCAUGGAUAAAUAUUCGACAAAGCUUUUUGGAGUGCCCUGUUUCACAAAAACAUGAAUACAAUGUAAGAGUUCGUUUGUUGCAUGAAUUGAAGAAGUAUAUGUUCUUCUGAAA